Onychostoma macrolepis is the source of this 1333-nucleotide messenger RNA. RefSeq names its product zinc finger, matrin-type 5 (gene zmat5). The record is from RefSeq and is a predicted model, not a curated record. Gene Ontology annotation, molecular function: zinc ion binding. The transcript has 5 exons. Bases 205 to 729 code for a protein of 174 amino acids. Gene Ontology annotation, cellular component: U12-type spliceosomal complex. NCBI's taxonomy places the organism in Eukaryota, Metazoa, Chordata, Actinopteri, Cypriniformes, Cyprinidae.
GAGGGUGCGAUACGCCACGUAAUUCUGAGUCUGCGCAGCCAGUUUGUUGUGUCCGCCAUAUUGAAUUUGCUCACAGAAGAAACAUGCCUUAGUCGAGGACGAGUUCUAAAAUUCCAAUUGAUAAUUUCUUAUUUUUUUAUAUUAUAACUUAACUUAAGCGGUUUUAAGUUAGGUCAGAUCUGUAGUGUUUCAGCAUAGUGAGCAAUGGGGAAGAGAUAUUACUGCGACUACUGUGACCGCAGUUUUCAAGACAAUCUGCACAACAGAAAGAAGCACCUAAACGGCGUCCAGCAUCACCGGGCGAAAAAAGCCUGGUUUGACAACUUCAGAGACGCUGCCACAGUUUUAAAUGAAGAGCGGACAAAGGAGCCCUGCAGAAAGUUUCUCCAGACAGGACAAUGUGUAUUUGGUACAAGCUGUCGUUUUUCACACAUGUCUGAGAGACAUAUGAAGAUGCUGGAGCAAAAGAUUGAUGAUGAAAAGCGGCAGAAGGAAGACCCUGACCAAGAUGGAUCAUCUACUGAGCGCAGCAUUGAUGACUGGCUCUCCAGAAGAGAGAAGAAACUGGCUGCUUUGACAUCAGGAAGAGUUUUAAAGAUGGAAGAGGAAGAAUGUGCUGAAACCAUUGAGAUACCUCCGUAUUUGCUGUCUAUUCCAGAUCUUCCUCCAUCUCUUCAUCCCCCACCAACUGGUGGUUGGAGAGUGAUGCUGCACAAUGAAUGGGGUUGAAAUGUAAUUUAUUAAAGUUCUUUUUAAUUAUUCCCUUUUUUCUUCAAGAACAUGCUGCUAACUAUUAUCAUUACAAAGCCUUUGUAUGCUAUUCCUUAAAGAAAUAGUUCACACAAAAAUAAAAACAAAAUUGCUGAAAAUUUCCUCUGGCUGUCCAAGAUCAUUUUGUUUGUUCCUUGUAAUGCUAAAUUUCUCCAAAUCGAUUCCAUCACUUGCUUAGUAAUAGAUCCUCGGCUAGAUCCUCAUUAGUAAGCAGCAAGGGAAGUAAUGCUACAUUUCUCCAAAUCUGUUCAGAUAAAGAAACAAACUCAUCUGCAUCUUGGAUGGCCCGAGGGUGAGUGAAUUUUCAGCUAAUUUUCCUUUCUUGAAGGGAGAACAGUGCACAUAUUUGUAUCAAAUUGAAGAGUUUAUUUGCAAACACAGAUAACUCAGUUUUUUUUUUUUAAUUUUCAAAAAUAAUGUUUUUUAUUAUGUUAUUAUGUUUUUAUUGUGUGUUAUUGUGUUAGUUAGCUGUAUUUUUUUGUUAUUUUUUACCUGAUCAAAAUAACCCAGCUGCAGUUUUAUUGAGAUUAAUUGGAAUGCACAAUGAAAAAACAACAUGAUU